CAUACCGAGUUUCUGGGCCCGCAAAAUGCCCCUGAACCUGUGACCUCUGACCUCUGUCUGGGACCCAGCCCUACCGGCAGUGUGGGAGGGGACGGGCAAGAGGGGGCUCCGGGAAAAGGGUCUGGUCAUGCUGCAUGUGGCCCGGGGAGUCUGGGGGUCCGGGGUCCGGGUCUGGCCCCUGUUGCCCACGCUCCUCGGGCCUCGCCGCGCCCUGUCGUCACUGGCGGCCAAGAUGGGGGAGUACCGCAAGAUGUGGAACCCCACGGAGCCCCGCGACUGGGCCCAGCAGUACCGUGAGCGCUUCAUCCCCUUCUCCAAGGAGCAACUGCUCCGCCUCCUGAUACAGGAAUUCCACUCCAGUCCGGCAGAGAAGGCGGCUUUGGAGGAGUUCUCGGCUCACGUGGACUUCUGCACCUUGUACCACUACCACCAUGUCCUGGACCAGCUGCAGGCCUUGUACGACCCCAUCAACCCUGACCGGGAGACCCUUGACCAGCCUUUGCUAACGGACCCCCAGCGCCUGUCCAACGAGCAGGAAGUGCUUCGGGCCCUGGAGCCCCUGUUGGAGCAGGCCAACUUCUCGGUGCUCUCCGAGGACGCCCUAGCCUACGCCCUGGCGGUCCACCACCCUCAGGACGAGGUCCAGGUGACAAUAAAUUUGGAUCAGUACAUCUACAUGCAUUUCUGGGCCCUGGGCCAGCGAGUCGGGCAGAUGCCCCGUAAGUCCAGCGUGGGCUCCAAACGCGGCUUCUUCACCAAGUCAGCCCCUGCAGAGAGGAGAUACUUUAAGCGGGUGGUGCUGGCAGCUCGAACGAAGCGAGGGCAUCUGGUCCUGAAGAGCUUUAAGGACACGCCGCUGGAGGGCCUGGAGCAGCUGCUGCCCGAGCUGAAGGUGCGCACGCCGACCCUGCAGCGCGCCCUGCUCAACCUCACGCUGUUUGUCUCAGGUGUGGUGUUCUUUGUCAACGUGGGCAUGGUGGUGCUCUCAGACCUCAAGGUGGCCACUUCUCUGCUGCUGCUGGUCUUCGCUGCCUUCAUGGGCCUGCGGGCCUCCAAGAUGUUCGGGCAGCGGCGCAGCGCGCAGGCACUGGAGCUGGCGCACAUGCUCUACUACCGCAGCACGUCCAACAACUCGGAGCUGCUCAGUGCCCUGGCGCUGCGCGCGCAGGUCGAGCAUGCCAAGGAGGCGCUGCUGGCGCACAGCUUCCUGGCGCGGCGGCCCGAGGGCGCGCACGGCCCGCCAGAAGAGACCUCCCGGUGGCUCCAGUCGGAGGUGGAGAACUGGCUCCUGUCCCAGUCAGGCUGCGACGUGGCCUUCAACGGAGCUCGGGCCCUGGCCCACCUGCAAGUCCUGACCCCCAGCAUCGGGCUGUACCCUCCCCCGGGGUUCCGCAAACUGCCCCCCGUGGCCACGACCACUUCUGAGGCCCCCCAGACUGCACCCAGCCGUGAUAACCCCUGA
Molecule: messenger RNA, 1462 nt
Organism: Choloepus didactylus (southern two-toed sloth)
Lineage: Eukaryota; Metazoa; Chordata; Mammalia; Pilosa; Megalonychidae
Gene: TMEM143
Product: transmembrane protein 143
Exons: 8
Coding region: 128-1462 (444 amino acids)
Cellular component (GO): mitochondrion
Source: RefSeq, a predicted model, not a curated record